CGUAUCUGUAGAUAUAUUGAUUUUUCAAUUAGCAUAUAGAUAGAAUAAUGACGCCAAACAAUGAAGAAACCAAAAAGAAAAUAGUGGAUACGUCACAAAAAAUACAGGAAGUUCUUCUUCUGCUACUUGCUGACAACGAUGAUCUCCGAGAUCGAUUAGAAAAGGAGGCAGCAGAAAGAGCACGGGAAACUGCUGAGCUGAGAGACAGAUUAGACAAAGAAACAAGGGAUCUACGUAAUCAGCUUGAGAAAGAGAUGGAUGAGAGAAUACAAGAAGGAAGGAGUUUAAGCCUAAAAAUAGAUCAGAAUGCAGAGAGCGGAAAUGGAGAAAUGAAGGAUCUACGUGAAAUGUUGUUGCAAGAGCGAGAUGAACGAAUAGACGGAGACACCAAUAUUGACAACUUUUUCAGAAAAGAAAACGAUGAUAGGAAGAAGAACCUGGAAGAUGUGAAUGAAUGGAUAAGAGUGGAAAAUGAGAAAAGGCAAAAAGAAGCAGAGGAAUUACGGGAAAGGAUGGAGCGGGAGAAAAGAGAACUUCAAGAGUUCAUUGACAAAGACAAUAAAGCCAUGGCUGAAAGAAUUGCUAGAGAGAAUGAGGAGAGACAAAAGAGCGAGGAGGAGAUGGCAAAACGUCUCAAAGCCUCUCAAGAGGCAAGUGAAAACGGCACAAUCCAACUGUACAAGAAGAUGCAAGCAGAAAACCUGGCUAGAGAAGCAGAAAUAGCUGACCUAAGGGAACAAUUAAAUAGGGAGAAGGCUGAGUAUGCUGCUAAACUAGAGAAGGAGAAGAAGGAGCUGCAGGAUAGAUUGGAAAAGGAGAAUGCGGAGCUUCAAGACCGAUUAGUUGGACAAAAACAGCUUCUUCAGGGAAAUAUUGAUGGAAAUCAGAAUACAACUGGAUUAUCUAUUUAUUGUAUUUUCCAUGAGGUUAAUUUUUGA
Eurytemora carolleeae is the source of this 938-nucleotide messenger RNA. RefSeq names its product histone-lysine N-methyltransferase, H3 lysine-79 specific. Bases 48 to 938 code for a protein of 296 amino acids. The record is from RefSeq and is a predicted model, not a curated record. NCBI's taxonomy places the organism in Eukaryota, Metazoa, Arthropoda, Copepoda, Calanoida, Temoridae. The transcript has 12 exons.